Diatraea saccharalis (sugarcane borer) is the source of this 387-nucleotide messenger RNA. NCBI's taxonomy places the organism in Eukaryota, Metazoa, Arthropoda, Insecta, Lepidoptera, Crambidae. The record is from the annotation of a GenBank genome assembly.
AUGGAUUUAUUUUCGAAAAUUGAUCAUGAUUUAUUGUCCGAUGAUGAUGAAGAAAUUGUGCAAUAUUUAGAUACUCCCUUUUUCUCUCGAAGAGUCUUUGUUGAAAAUGAUUUAUUCGGCACAUUACGAGAUGAUGAAUUCGUGAAACGGUUCCGCCUAAGUAAACAAAGUGCAGUGUUCCUUCUUGAUAAAAUGGUACACAAGUUUCCUAAUGACUUUAACAGCUUACCUAUGUUAAUUCCAUUACCAAUAUGGAAGUAUCGUUUGGUAGAGCAGGAGCUGAGAGUGCUUGAACGCCUCACAGUAGACACCUAUCUUUAUCCUAUUGUUCACUCGCGAAACGUUCUAUCGCUACAGCUAAACAAAGAGGAAUGCACAGACGAAUAA